Messenger RNA from Alternaria ethzedia, 1041 nucleotides. RefSeq lists its product as uncharacterized. The record is from RefSeq and is a predicted model, not a curated record. The transcript has a single exon. The coding region runs from base 1 to 1041 and encodes 346 amino acids. Lineage: Eukaryota; Fungi; Ascomycota; Dothideomycetes; Pleosporales; Pleosporaceae.
AUGUCAUCCCUAACCGACGCCGAUUGCGAGAAGAUCUUCGCAGAACUUAUGGCCAGCGCCAUGUCGCAAGCUGGCUAUCCCAGCCCCAACGACGACAGCUCUUCCCACCAGCCCCGAGACCUGGAACAACUCCUUCCCGACAUAGCAAGUAUAGACAGAUAUCACGAAUGGCGACUCAAGCAAAUGAAUCAAGAGGCAGAGGAAGCAGAACGCAUCCGCCACGACCAACCACGUCCAACCGCCGCCGACCUCAUCAAAGCGGUCCAAGAAACCGACUUCCAUGAUGGAGAAUCGCGCGAAACCGUCUAUGACAUACUGAAUUGCAUAGACAAGGGCGCGCUCGAAUGGGGAAUGCAUUGCGACUACCACUUCGGCCUAGUACCUGAUGGGUAUGUCAAACUCAUAUACGAGGAUGAAGACGUGGACUGGGACGAUCAACGCGAGUGGCCGGAAUUCGGAGAUAUACUUGGCAUCAAUAUGUGGAAGAGAGCAUCCGAUACCAAGACCGCAGGAGCCCAGCCCAACGACAUCGAACCGGACCAAUCUGGACUCACGAAUGAGUCCAGAGGGAACGACGCCACGGGCUUUGUGUUUAUGCAGCUGGGCCGGGUGUUCUGUCUUAAAGACUGUGACUUGGAAAGUAACAAACAAAGGGCUACAAGAAACGAAUGGCAGGUAUCCUGGUCUGACUCUAACUUCGUCCUCGUCGUAGCUAUCGAGGAGAACGGAAGAGCAGGCGCGCCGUGGUUGGUGUGUAAUUUCAAUCCAGAAAAUGAUAUUGAAGGCGAUCGCACCAAGAUCCCGCAAUCAAAACGGUUUUGGGGUGAUACUUUAGGAGACUAUAUUCAGUACAAAGCUCUCAAGAUUGCCGACGAUAUUGGGGAGCUCAGACGAGGGAAGGCAUGGGAUGUUACGAUGAAGUUUGGCAGCGAGUCUGACAUACAAGUCGUACCCGCCGUCUUUGAUGGAGAGGGGAAAGAGAGGAGGCUCUUGCGACAAAAGGUUCGCAAGGAAGAGCUUACGGAAUGGGUUGAGGUCUAA